Ailuropoda melanoleuca (giant panda) is the source of this 7664-nucleotide messenger RNA. RefSeq names its product SKI like proto-oncogene (gene SKIL). Gene Ontology annotation, cellular component: cytoplasm; transcription regulator complex; nucleus. Gene Ontology annotation, molecular function: SMAD binding; DNA-binding transcription factor activity, RNA polymerase II-specific; RNA polymerase II cis-regulatory region sequence-specific DNA binding. The record is from RefSeq and is a predicted model, not a curated record. The coding region runs from base 1367 to 3421 and encodes 684 amino acids. The transcript is spliced from 7 exons. NCBI's taxonomy places the organism in Eukaryota, Metazoa, Chordata, Mammalia, Carnivora, Ursidae. Gene Ontology annotation, biological process: negative regulation of transcription by RNA polymerase II; negative regulation of BMP signaling pathway; negative regulation of transforming growth factor beta receptor signaling pathway.
GGGCCACAGGGGGCGCGGGGCGGGUGUUCCACGGCGGAUCAUGCCUCGCUGACCCCAGGCGGUGGGUGCGGACUCGGGAAGGGCGCUGCACUUGACCGGAGCCGUCGGGACCCCGGAGACCCGGACGCCCGUCACUCCCCCCACCCUCCCCCAGCCGCCCGUCUGCACUCCUCGGGGAUGCCCCGGGCGUGUGUCGGCGCCCAGCGGCGCGGGGAUCCCGACUCCGCGCCCCACCCGCCGGCAGACCCUUCUCGCUUCUGGCCCCGGGCAGGCGGGGGAGGUGCAGUCUUAGGGGUGCUGGGGUAACACCCAAGAACUUCCCGGGGAGAGGGUACGCGGGGGAUUUCCACAGUCCUCCCCGCGGCCCCCGCAGUGGGGCAGUGUUGGGAGGGCACUUGGGGUUGUCCCGAGGCUGUGGGUGGGGGCUGGGGGACUCCUCUUCCACUCUCCCCCCUUGCACAGCCCAAGGCGUCCCGGGUCCCUUGUCCACCGCUCCGCCCUCUCUCUCGGGUUUGUGAUGGGUGGGUGGAUUUGCGUGGGCCGAGGAUUUCAGGGAUUGGGGGCUCCCCCAUUGUAGGUCAUGCCUCCUGCCCUCUUUCUCGGCCUGCGUUGGCUGAGGUGUUCCUGUGGUGGGCGAAAGUCAGAACAUUGGCUAGUGGCCUUGGUCCGUAACCCUUUGGGUAUAUUUUAAGAUUAAGUAAAAGAAGAAUGAACAGUAAUCCAUGAAGAUAACUGGGCAGUUUUUCUUUAGGUAUCAUUUUUAAUUAUAGAAGUUCAAGUGGAGUCAGAAGCUCUUCUCGGUGCGAGGAUUUAUACAAGCCUUCGGUUUGUCAACACAGACCAACAGAUCAUCACUUUUAGAGAAGAUACUUUUUUCCCCCUGUUUUGGUGUCCCUGGUGCCAAAAACGAAAUUUGGGUGUGACAUUUUGAUUUGUGUUUGUGUCUAGGUUUUAUGACACAAGUAAUCAUAUAAACUUUUCACAUGUUUUGCUUCAAACCAAACCAAACCAAACCAUUGCAUUGAUUCUGGACUUCUUGAGAGAAUUGAUGUUUAUUUUAAUGCAUAUAUUUGAAGAAUUAAGAAAAAAGGCUUCCUCGGAGGUGUGCCUCACAAUUCUUUAUUAUUAGAGGCAAAAGAAGAAAAUUUAUAGCACUGGCAGCGAAAUUAUACUAGAGUAGAAGCGGAACCAAUAAAGUUGCAGAAUCUGUCAAGUAAGUUAGGGAGAUUUCUGUUCGAAAAUUUAAAUUUUCUAUGAGAGUAAGUUACCGUAAGUAUUGAUAUACAUUGGUUUUCUCUCUUUGAGUGAAUGACUAAAUAACAAUGCAAAUUUCAGACUUACUUAUAUAACACAACAGUUUUUAGCCAUGGCAAACCUACAAACAAAUUUUUCCUUGGUUCAGGGCUCAAAUAAAAAACUGAAUGGGAUGGGAGAUGAUGGCAGCCCUCCAGUGAAAAAAAUGAUGACAGACAUUCAUGCAAAUGGGAAAAUGAUGAUCAACAAGAUGCCAACAGUAAAGAAGGAACACUUGGAUGACUAUGAAGUGCCAAUGGAAACUGACGGGGAACAUGUCAAGCGAACCUGUGCCUCUGUGCCUGAACCUUUACAUUUAAAUCCCAGUUUGAAACACACUUUGGCGCAAUUCCAUUUAAGUAGUCAGAGCUCCCUGGGUGGACCAGCAGCAUUUUCUGCUCGGUAUUCCCAAGAAAGCAUGUCACCUACUGUAUUUCUGCCUCUUCCAUCUCCUCAGGUUCUUCCUGGCCCACUGCUCAUCCCUUCUGAUAGCUCCACAGAACUCACCCAGACUGUGUUGGAAGGGGAGUCUAUUUCUUGUUUUCAGGUUGGAGGAGAAAAGAGACUCUGUUUGCCCCAAGUCUUAAAUUCUGUUCUUCGAGAAUUUUCACUCCAGCAAAUAAAUACAGUGUGUGACGAAUUAUACAUCUAUUGUUCACGGUGCACUUCAGACCAGCUUCAUAUCUUAAAGGUCCUGGGAAUACUUCCGUUCAAUGCCCCAUCCUGUGGGCUGAUCACAUUAACUGAUGCACAAAGACUAUGUAAUGCUUUAUUGCGGCCACGCACUUUUCCUCAAAAUGGUAGCAUACUUCCUGCUAAAAACUCACUGGCCCAGUUAAAGGAAACUGGCAGUGCCUUUGAAGUGGAACAUGAAUGCUUGGGCAAAUGUCAGGGUCUGUUUGCACCCCAGUUUUAUGUUCAGCCUGAUGCUCCAUGUAUUCAGUGUCUGGAGUGUUGUGGAAUGUUUGCGCCCCAGACGUUUGUGAUGCAUUCUCACAGAUCACCUGACAAAAGGACUUGCCACUGGGGCUUUGAGUCAGCCAAAUGGCAUUGCUAUCUUCAUGUGAACCAGAAAUACUUAGGGACACCUGAAGAAAAGAAACUGAAGAUAAUUUUAGAAGAAAUGAAGGAGAAAUUCAGCAUGAGAAAUGGAAAGAGAACUCAAUCCAAGAUAGAUACACCGUCAGGAAUGGAGUUACAGUCAUGGUACCCUGUUAUAAAGCAGGAAGGUGACCAUGUUUCUCAGACACAUUCAUUUUUACACCCCAGCUACUACUUGUACAUGUGUGAUAAAGUGGUUGCCCCAAAUGUGUCACUUACUUCUGCUGUAUCCCAGUCUAAAGAGGUCACAAAGACAGAGGCAAGUAGAUCUAUACCAAGACAGUCAGAGAAGCCUCAUAGUAGUGGGAAACAUCAAAAAAUGGCUUCUUACCCAGAUGUCUCACUGGAGGAACAGGAGAAAAUGGAUUUAAAAACAAGUAGAGAAUUAUGUAGCCGUUUAGAUCCAUCAAUCUCAAAUAAUUCUACAAGUAAAAAGAAACCCGAGUCUACCACUUGCAAUUUCAUCAGAGACACAAGCAAGGCAGGAAUAGACCAUGAUACUGCAGCUUCAUCUCCACUUCUUGUCAAAGAUAUCAUUUGUGAGGAUGAUAAGGAAAAGAUCAUGGAAGAAGUAAUGAGAACUUAUGUAAAACAACAGGAAAAACUGAACACAAUUUUGCAGAAGAAGCAACAACUUCAGAUGGAAGUUGAAAUGUUGAGUAGUUCAAAAGCUAUGAAGGAGCUCACUGAAGAACAGCAGAAUUUGCAGAAAGAGCUUGAAUCUUUGCAGAAUGAACAUGCUCAUAGAAUGGAAGAGUUUUAUAUUGAACAGAAAGACUUAGAGAAAAAAUUAGAGCAGGUAAUGAAGCAAAAAUGUACCUGUGAUUCAAAUUUAGAAAAAGACAAAGAGGCUGAAUAUGCAGCACAGUUGGCAGAACUGAGACAGAGAUUGGACCAUGCUGAGGCUGAUAGGCAAGAACUCCAGGAUGAACUUCGACAGGAACGGGAGGCAAGACAGAAGUUAGAAAUGAUGAUAAAAGAGCUAAAGCUGCAAAUUUUGAAAUCAUCUAAGACUGCUAAAGAAUAGAAACCUUCAAAGAGAUUGAUCUGUGUAUUCUCAACAGGGUUAUUUUUGUUUGUUUAUUUGCUUUGGCUAUUGAAUUAUGAAUAACUUGUCUGCAUGAAGAUAACUAGGCAUCCUAUCCAUUUGUAGAUCAGAGAAAGUGAAGAGAUUGAUUAUAUAUUAGUACAUAAAUUUUUACAUUUUCCAAAUGAAUGAAAAUGUAUGUUUCUUUGUACUUUUUUUUUCAACCGGCUUAGAAACAGCACUAUAUGGUUUGAACUAUUAGAUAAUCUGCCUAUAUUUGUAAUGCAAAUUUAGCAGUUGUAUACUUUUUAAAAGCUGCAUUGUGUGAUAGUUGUGGUCACAGUUUUGUUACCCAUAUAUUAGAUUCAAUUUUACAUACAAUGGUGGUUUCAUAUUUCAGAUAUAUAGAGCUACUGAAGGAGUUGAAUCUCCAUUUUUUUCGUUAACACAGUCUCCUUUCUAAAUUGAUAUAGUAUACUCAUUAUUAUACAUAAAAUGUGCUUUUAUUUCGUAUUAUAGAAUGAAUUUCCACCAGUUCUCUUUUUAAUGUCUCUCAAGAGGCAUUUUAUCAAAAGAGGAAUUUCAUUGAUGAGGUUAUAGCACUCCCCAUAGGCAUAAUGAGGAAGGAUAACAUCGUUAUACACUGCUAUUAAAUAAAAGAAGCAGUUGUAAUUUGUUUUUUGGUUUCAAUGUGGUUAUAUUUAGAAUUUUUUUUAUGCAGCAACUUCAGAAGAGGGAAUAAAAUGUAAUAAUUUUUGGACUUUUGUUUAUGUUGUUAAUAGAGGUGUGAAAAUAUUAAUGUUCUUGAGAAAAACUGAUACCAUUGAUGUACAUCAGUUUGUAUACAAUCCAUAAUCCUCCUGUACAGUUUUUAUAUGUAGUUAUGGGUCUUACUGAAAUUUAUAUAAUAGAUUUGUUUUCCUUAAUGGGUUUGUUUUUCCUUAAAUUGUAAAAUAUUAAACACCUUGAAGGUUAUUUUGGAUUUUUGUAUGUUUAAAUGUUAAGUCUUAUCAAUAUUUGCACGAAUGGACCAUUUUCAAUUACUACUUAAUAUCCAAAUCAGGAAUUUACAGUCAACUGGUAGUGUAUGGUAGGUUAAUAUAGGGAAGUUUAGUUACCUGCUACUAAAAGGUUUUUAGUUAAUUUUUAGAAGACAAAGGAAUUCCAUAGGUUGGGGGAGGGGCAAAUCUUCUGCACUUUUUUUUGCACAGAAAAGUCUGUCAUUCUUUAAUGGCAAAUUUCAUAUUCGUUAAUUCUUGGCUUAAAAGAUACUAGGUAAAAUUCUUAGUAUGCAGUUUUUAAAGGAAGUUUCCUGAAGCUACCAUUAAUUGACAUUAUUAUUCCAGGAAUUUUAUGUUUAUGUUCUCAUGUAGGGUACUGUAUGAAAUUACUUGAGAGCUAAAUUUAUUUUUAAAAUAGAUCAGCUAGAGUUAAGGUUGUAUACAAUUCCCAGCGUAGACAAGAGAUACUCUACUGGUAUAGACCUUCAAAAAUCAGUAGGUUAUCAUUUAGCCAGUUAUUUUCGUAUUUCACUUAAUGGUACUUACAUAUCUUAGAAGAAUUUUUGUACUUCUCAAAGUAUAGUUUCUUUACUAGAGUGUGAUGUAAAUGUGUAUUUUCUAUUUGCCAUUUAAAUUUUACUAUAUUACCCUGCAAUUUAAUUUGUUGAUUCUUGGUUUCCUCAAGGAGGAACAAAUGUUAAAAAUGAUAUACCCUCCUGAUACCUUUUAUUUAGAUCUGGAGAAAGAAAAAUCACAAAGACAUCUUAUGAUAAAGUUCAUUUUAGUUGUGUCACAGCUAAGCUUUUUGGGAGAUAAACUCAAGCCCCUAUAAUUUUGUUUUUCUAAUUUACUAAAAAAUCUUAGUGCUUAUGUUACUUAGUAAAUGGCAAGCUUACUUAAGUUUCAACCCAAAACUUCUAAAAUAAAUUGCUUACUCUUUGAAAUAUUUUAUUUUAAAAUUCUUAGCAGUGCUUAAACAUCUUUGAAUCAUCAUAAACUCUUAAGUUAGAAUUGAGUAAAGAAAUAUUUUUCCUAGUCCUUCGCAUUAGGAAAACUUGCCACAUAAAAUUGUAUCGUCUUCAUUUUCCAGAAGAUCAUGAUGUGCCAUAGGUUUCUGUCUAACUUCCUUGAAAAUAGAGCUUUUUAGUCAAUUGUAAAUAUUAUACCUAUUCUAGUUAAAAGUAAUUUUAAGUUAAACUGCACCACAUAGGUUAAAAAUAGAGAGAUUUUGUAAUACUUUAAAAGUGGCCUCUGCUGAAAUAUCCAUAUAAACUUAUUCUUCUAUUCUUUGCAUGCUCAUUUUGUGUGUUGGUUGCUAGCUUAAAGUUUGUUUUGGUGUUAGUUUUUGUGUGCCAAUUUGUUAGGCAAGCAGAUUUUUCCUCAGACUUUGUAAUAUUAUUCUUUUUAGGAAAAAUAUAAAAAUAUUUACUUUAAAAAACUGCAUUAAAGGAACGGCCUAUCAAAAGCGUAGAGCAUCUUAAGAAGGAAGAAAACAUAGAGUAUUAGCUUACUGGGUGAUGGGUGAUGUUUCAUUUGGGUAACAAUAGUUUCUAUACUUUAAUUGUUGUGAGUAAAAGGUACCAAAUCUAUAAAGGUAGUAAACGUAAAACCUGUUGUCACUGAGGAAGCUCUAACCAGCUGAUUUCACAAAUGCAACUUGUAACAACACUAUGAAAGGAUUUGACCAGCAACGCAACUUUGGCUUGUGCUUUAGUUUUGUAAAGCAUAUUCUUUUGCUUCUAUUUCUGUGUCCAUGAGAGUCAGGAUGUUUUAUGCUUCUUGAACUAAUUUUAUAGCAUAUUUAAUAUAUUACCAGUUGAGAUAUAAAAUCAUUUGUACAUAUUGAAUUAAGAACCAGUUACUAAAGUAGGUGAAAUAGACGAGUACGAUGAUAUUUGCAGGUUAUCCAUAGGUUUUAGAAGUCAUGACGGAACAACCAAUUUAUUUGCACAUCUGGGGCUUCUGUUUGAAGGAAAGUAGAGUAAGGAAACUCAAGUAAUACGAAACAUGUUCAAGGUAUUUCCCUGAAAUUGUCAAGCUGGUUCUGAAGGUUUUUGAUCAGCUUCUAAAAUUUUCUUCUCAAUGACUUACGUUUUGAUAGCUUUGGGGAAAAUCCUCAUUUUCAUUUGCUCUUAUGCAUUUAAUCCGCACGACAGGACAUUAAAAAUCAAUAUAAUGAAAAGUUGUGCUCAUACUGUACAUCUAUUUCUGUGCUUAGAACUACUUGUUAAUUUUUAUUGAAGCUGUCAGCAAUAAGGGACACAUUACUGCUGUAUUAUACAUUGUGGGAUUGAAUAAAAAGUUUAAAUUUUUUUCUAGUAUAGGAUACUGAAGCAUUUCCUUAUUGGAAGAAAUUUGGGUAUUCUAUAUUGCAUCUUGUUUAAAAGGACAGUUUUUUUUUUGUUUUUAUGUUUCUUUUUAUUUUUGUAGAAUCUUUCCAUUUUAGAUGGCUUUGAAAACUGUAAUGCGAUCUGGAGCUUGUUUCUUUAGUAAUAGAAUUAAAUGUCUUAUAUAGUGCUACUGUUUUGAAUUAGAAAGUGAUCAAAUGUAAAAGCUGAAAUUUAAAAAUUAAGCCCAGAAAACAAAAUAGUAUAUUAAGUUAGUUGAAUGUAAAAGAAAUUUAUGAGAUUUUUUUUCUUCAAUAUAGAUACCUCACUUGAAAAUAAAGCACAGCAUACUUAAAGUAGUUCUAGUAAAAAAAAGUCCUGCUAAAAGAAUUGCUUAAUCUAGGACAACUUUGGGGGAAUUAUAGUUUGGGAGAAAUAAAAUAUACUUGCUUUUAACCAUCCUGUUAGAAGUAUUUGCUUAUCCUGAUAAUUUUAAGCCAACACAGUAGUCUUAAAUUAUUUCUGAAUUUCUAACCUGUGAAGGCAGUAAGUAUCUGUUCUGCAACUCUUGAAACAGGUUGUUGACUACAUUGACCAUAAUUCAAUUUAAAAUUUUGCCAAUGAUGUACAGUUUUAUGGUUAAAAUUGCUGUGGUUGGUUGCAUCACACGACACACAAAACUGUCCUCUACCUCACGUGAAAUAAAUAUUUUAUAUGGUUUUACUAUAAAACAAGACUCAUCUAUCUGGUCACUUAGUUUACAAAUUUUGAAUUAUAUUUAUUGAAACAUGACAUACUGUGCUCUCAGCUUAUACCUCAAUCGUAUUUUGUGCUGUUUUCCAUUUUCAUGCCUUGUAAAUAACUUGUAUAGAUUGUGGAUUAAAUUCAGAAUAAAAACUUUUAAUGCCAACGAAA